Messenger RNA from Drosophila teissieri, 1954 nucleotides. RefSeq names its product DM7 family protein GG17593. The record is from RefSeq and is a predicted model, not a curated record. The coding region runs from base 157 to 1848 and encodes 563 amino acids. Lineage: Eukaryota; Metazoa; Arthropoda; Insecta; Diptera; Drosophilidae. The transcript is spliced from 2 exons.
AUCCUCAGUAUUCAAGGGAAUUUUCACAUUCACAGACCUGAAAACUGCUCACCGGUUGGCUUCCAAAUUAUAUUUCUACUGAAAACUAUUCGGUUUUGUAUACUUUGUUAUCCAACUGCUAACACUUUGCAUUGCCGUUCGUCAAAUCAAAUCAAAAUGAACAGACGCGUAAACAACAGAGCAAAGCCGGUGACUGCAAUGCUGCAAAUGCAGGCGGUGCAUCGCGAUGAGACCCAGGUGGUGGACUUGAAGAAGACCUCGUACUUGCCCUAUCUGUUCAACCUGGUCAUGCCGAAGAUGUUCUACCAGAGCCCCAACCGCAUUGUGGUGGCCCGGCUCUAUCUCGAUGUCCAUAAGCACGACAAGCAGGCAGCCGAAUACUUCGAGGGCUUCCAGACGCCCUGCUUCGAGGUGCCGGCUUCCCUGUUCCCGGGCGCGGCUCCGCUGGACAAGAUCGUCUUCUUGCCCACGGUGAUGUUGCCCAUGGGCUUUGAAGCCGGAGGGGUUUUUGGCCCAGGUGUCCUUCCACGGCGUUCCUAUCCCAUCGACCUGAUGUCCUCGGUUCCCAAGGAUCACAAGGGUCCAACGCCGCCGCUGUUCAUCGGUCUGCGCAGCCUGUAUGUCAAGCUGCCUUCGGAGGUCGAGAGUUUCCUGGACAACGUGGGCGAGUUCCCGGCCAGCCAGGACGCAGUGGUCUAUGGGAUGCAUCCCUACAAUACCCUUUUCCCAAAGGAACACCCCCUGGAGUUAAUGCUUCGCCCUGACUUCACCUUGUCGAUGGUCUACAACAUUCCGGCUCCGCCGAGUCCACCGUCGCCUUAUCCAUAUCACCAUGACCCGGUGCAGUACAACAUAUACACCCCGGAUCUGUCCAAUGUCCUGAUGCUCAUGCCGCACCAGCGCAACCUAACGGUGGCCAUGCUGUCCACUGUAAACCAUCCGCACGUUCCCUCCGUGGCACUCGCCACCAUGGGCGAUGAGGAGUUCCCCAAGUUCCAGCUGCCCAGCGAUGUCUUCCCCAUCUGUGAGGGCGUCAAUCGCCCCAUCUUUCUGCCCAAGCGUUUCUUGCCCCGGGGAUUCGAAGCCGGCUGCGUCUUCAAGCCGGGCAGUCUUUCGGAGCUGUGGUUCGUCAACUACAUAGGUCGAUUCGGCACUCCACAGCCGCAGCACACCAGUUCCAUCACACCACCGCUGUUCGUGGGCAAGUACAGCCGCGGCAAGGCGGGGGCCGUCAAUAUGCUGAAGGAAAUCCAGCUGGAGUGCGAAAGGAAUGUUUGCCAAGGCGCUGAGUCCCUGGAAGAGGCAUCGCUUGAAGCUGUCGAGCCUAAGACGCCCUACUUUCUCGUUACCCAGGGCUUCGUGGUAAUGGAAACGGAACAGCCGACGCCCCCGAGGGGUGCUUACUGCUUGGAGAGCUACGAGGAGGCCACUGAAAAGGGAUGCAUCGUGAAGGUCAUCGAAACUACUGACACUCAAGAAGAGGAUGAGUUAGAUCCCAUCCAAGUAGAAUCGGAAGUGGAGGAUAGAGGCGAAGACGAGGACGAGGACGAGGACAAGAAGAAAUACCUCUCGUGCUUCAAUGUUGAUAGCGACAUUGAUCUGAUUUCCGAGGCCAUGGCCGAUAUGGGCACCGCCGAGAUGAGUCUGGUGGCCAAGGAGGAGGCACUGCCCGGAGUCGAUGGUGCACGCGCCUUGGAUCAGCUGCGCCAGGUGCUCGAGGAUCGCAGCGAGAUCCGCAGCCACACCGACCAGCUGAUGCAGGAUCACAUCUAUCGCAUGGAUCGCAAUCGCAUGCUGGCUUUGCGCCAGCCGAUUCGCAUGUGCUCCGGAUGCGGCAUGCUGCACUAGAGGCACAGAGGCACUAUCAAAAUGUGUAUAUCUCAAUUUCAACAUAUAUGUACAUUUUGUAAUGAUUUUUUAAUUUUAUUCAGGGUUUUCGGUUUGUCACUCAGAA